AUGCAGGACACCACAAAGGAGAUAUUCCAGGGUGCCACCAAUGUGGAUGCUGUGGCCCUUGAGGUUGGGGAGAUUGGAUAUGGCAGAAAUGCUGGAGAUACGCUUGAUGAGUUUGGUUUUGGACAAUGCCUUCCUGUUGUGCCCAGGAAGUGUUCUCUCCCUCCUUCAGGGAUGAUUUUGUGCAUGGGAUGGGCCGUCGGCACGCAAACCUUCAUCAAUCCAUGUGGAAAGAAACAACAACAUAUCAUUCUACUGCCUGGUAAAGGGCAGGCUACUGUUGGCAGACAAAAGGUCAUAGGUGCACAGCAGGGACAGGAGUCCGCUUUAUUCUUCAGAACUACUCAUCAGAAACAUGAGAUGACCCUGCUGGACGGCUUACAGAACUGUUCUGUAGACGUGCUAAUGUUUGACCCCAGCGAGCACAGAGUCAAUGUUCUCCUUGUUCACAAAUUGGUAGAGGCCGUUGAGUCCCCUCUCAACCCCAUCCUCAUCCCCAUCACUCCCAUAACUAUGCAGUCCAAGAUCUUUGGGGAUAACCACAGUCCGGACCUGGCAUCAGAUGUUGCUUCUGCUUCUGAUCUUCCUACUUUUGUGUCUCGUUACCUGGACUCUUUUGGGAAUCUGCUGCCAUACAUGCGCACCACCCUCUCUCCCAUACCGCCACAGUCUGAUAUCUGGGGAAACAUGAACACAGAGUGUUUGUACUGUUCUGACCAGGAGUCGCCCAACCCUCCAGGCCUCAUUCAAUCCUCCACAUCCCCAGAUACGGCAGAGAAGUCCAUCCCGCGAAUCUAUUCGCUGUAA
Messenger RNA from Suillus clintonianus, 804 nucleotides. RefSeq lists its product as uncharacterized. The transcript has 8 exons. Lineage: Eukaryota; Fungi; Basidiomycota; Agaricomycetes; Boletales; Suillaceae. Bases 1 to 804 code for a protein of 267 amino acids. The record is from RefSeq and is a predicted model, not a curated record.